AUGUCCACCCCCUCGUCUUCCAGCUAUGUCCAAUGGCUCAACGUCUCUCGUAUCACUGACUUUAUCACAUUCAUAAUGUCCACUUUAAUCAAUGGAGUACUUCUCAACCUAAUAAAAACCAGCUCCCCUAAACAUUUUGGGAACUAUGUCUAUUUGAUGAUGGCAUUUUCAAUCAAUAGUCUGGUUUUUGCAACGAUCCAUGCUUUUAUACAACCGAUAAUCUCUACGGAAAAAUACGUCUUAUUCGUUUUCACAUCGACAAAUUAUUUGGAAGUUCCACGGAUUUUUAUGCGAGGUCUUUUGUCAAUCUACGGAACAAGCUACAGUCAGGCAUUGGUUUUCAUAGCUGUUCAAUUUGUGUACAGAUGUUUUGCAAUAAGUCGUCGGAAAUAUUUGCACUAUUUCAAAGGGAAAUUCUUGGGAUUUUGGUUUGGAUUGGUUGGAAUAUUUGGUGUGAAUUGGGGGCUUUGCAUAUUUUUAAUUGCCAGAGAGACCCCCCAGGUUGACGAGGUUUUGAGACCAGUAAUGACUUCAAGUUUCAACCUGAACAUGACGGAAGUCUACUAUGUUGCUGCAAGUUACGCCGUUGAAAACGAAUUGGGAAUACGGUCACUCAAUUGGCCAACCAUUUUUAUGGUUAUCAAUUUUGCACUGAUCAUGGGUCUCUCGUUCUCCGUGAUUCUUCUAUGCCUAUACUUUAUCCAUCACAAAAUGAAAGGUGUCACCUAUUCAAAAGUCUACGAAGCCGUCCAAAAACAACUCUACAGAGCUCUGUUAUCCCAAAUGAUUGUUCCUUUGAUUCUCAUCUACAUACCCAUUCUAAUAGUAAUGAUUCUUCCAAUUUUUAAUGUAAAAAAUGAUGCUUCCACUAGUUUAACCUCCAUUUUAAUUUCCAUCUACCCAGUGCUAGACCCUUUUGCUGUGAUAAUGAUUAUAUCAGUUUAUCGGCAAGGCUUUUUCAAUAUGUUUAGAAAUAAGCCAGUGAAUAAUCAAGUGGCCAAUUUGGAUAUGAGUUUGUGA
Molecule: messenger RNA, 1020 nt
Organism: Caenorhabditis elegans
Lineage: Eukaryota; Metazoa; Nematoda; Chromadorea; Rhabditida; Rhabditidae
Gene: str-78
Product: Seven TM Receptor
Exons: 5
Coding region: 1-1020 (339 amino acids)
Biological process (GO): detection of chemical stimulus involved in sensory perception of smell
Source: RefSeq, marked reviewed